Messenger RNA from Rosa chinensis, 813 nucleotides. RefSeq lists its product as uncharacterized. The record is from RefSeq and is a predicted model, not a curated record. NCBI's taxonomy places the organism in Eukaryota, Viridiplantae, Streptophyta, Magnoliopsida, Rosales, Rosaceae.
AUAGGUCGUCUGAGGGUUCGCCGCGGUUCAUUGCUAUGCUUACACACUAGGCUACCCUUCUCCAAAAGCUCUGCGGGACCACCUACCACUAGUCUUCGGCCGGAGGGGUUUAUUGCACAAACGCCGGGACGCAGGCUCCCGAAGAGGGAAGCCCAACGAAUGUCAGAUGCAAAGCUCCGCACCUCAUUAAGAUCAUAUUGGCAUACUCUCCCAAAAAAAAAAAAAGAGCAGACCCCAUUGAAGACGAGAGUGAGGUACAACAAGGCCAUUUCUGUCCACCGCCCUUCUCACGGAGCCGUACGUGGACGUUACCGCUCAUACAGCUCCCAGCCAGCAAGAGUUAGCCUUCCUCUACAAAGAAUGGAAGUGUGGAAGAAUCACAUCAAAUAAAGGAAUUCGGUUUUUCUUUUCAGAAAUUCCAUGGUGGAUCAGGACGAGAAUGAAUCCGGGAAUCCAGGACAUACUCAUCCUAGAGCUUCUGCUCUCCUCUGGGGAGGUACUUUUAUAGAUAGAGAGGUUCUAUUUACCGCUCCAGAUACUUCAAAACCAGUAAUGGACUUCAUUGCAGUGGCAUCAAUAUCUGAAUUCAGAAUCAGCUGGAAAAAGGAAGCUAUCCCACAAGCUGAGGAGGGGUUGCUAGCCGUAGAAGAUGUUAAGGAGCAGUUUUGGUAUCUUGAAGGGCGUUUGGCGGAGUUGGAGAGGCAACUUCUAGAGCGAGAUGCUGAGUUGGAGCUUUGCAAUGUUGUGUUGCAGAGUUUGGCUCGCUAUCCUGAUCGUGUGAUCGAGUUAGAGAGGCAACUCGGGCAGUUGUAG